This is a messenger RNA of Pteropus alecto (black flying fox), 4006 nucleotides long. RefSeq names its product glycogen phosphorylase B (gene PYGB). Gene Ontology annotation, biological process: glycogen catabolic process. Bases 436 to 2634 code for a protein of 732 amino acids. The record is from RefSeq and is a predicted model, not a curated record. Lineage: Eukaryota; Metazoa; Chordata; Mammalia; Chiroptera; Pteropodidae. Gene Ontology annotation, cellular component: cytoplasm. Gene Ontology annotation, molecular function: pyridoxal phosphate binding; glycogen phosphorylase activity. The transcript is spliced from 17 exons.
AAGUAGAAUUGCUGGGUUAUAUGUCCUGUUUUUGAUUUUUUAAGGAAUCUCCAUACCAUUUUCCAUAGUGGCUGCAUCAAUUUACACAUGUGUUCUUUGAUCUAUUCUAGCUUGCUUUUUUACAGUUGAGGUAAUAUGUAUGUUUGUAAGUCAAAGUCUGAGUCUCUUUCUUGCCUAAUAGGUUCUAUUAUUAUAAGCAGGAAGGGUUUUUGGUGGUGAGUGUUUCUUUGAUCACAGACAUUUCUUUCUUCUGGUUUUUCAUUCCUAUACCUCUUGCCAUCUUGCAAAACAUUUUAAAGAUACUCUUAGGAUGAUGGAUGAGUGGUAAACUCAGCUUCCUCCCACCCUGUUUUCAUGGGUGCCAGUUCGUUAGAAUGGUUUUUAGUUGAGUUUAGGUGGAGCAGAAUUAAAGGAGAGCAGUGAUUACAUAGCAACAUGGUGGCUGACAGGGCCACAAGUCAGCCUGCCUGUCAGGGAGAGGGACUCCAGAGGAGAGACCCAUUGCCUCUUGUAUUUGGGAAGACGUUGCUUCUGCAGAUGACUCAUGGAGCUACUUUACAAGAGAUGGCCAGGCUCUGGUGUUGGAGAAAAUCAUUAAUGUACGAGGACAUGCUGCCAGGAGAUCAAAAGGUAGAGGAGGCUGAUGACUGGCUGCGGUAUGGCAACCCCUGGGAGAAGGCCCGGCCUGAGUACAUGCUUCCUGUGCACUUUUAUGGAAGAGUGGAGCACACCCCUGAGGGUGUGAGGUGGCUGGACACACAGGUGGUGCUGGCCAUGCCAUAUGACACGCCGGUGCCGGGCUACAAGAACAACACUGUCAACACCAUGAGGCUGUGGUCUGCCAAGGCCCCCAACGACUUCAAGCUCCACGACUUUAAUGUAGGUGGCUACAUCGAGGCAGUCCUUGACAGGAACCUGGCCGAGAACAUCUCCAGAGUUCUGUACCCCAACGACAACUUUUUUGAGGGGAAGGAGCUCCGCCUGAAGCAGGAGUACUUCGUGGUGGCUGCCACUCUGCAAGACAUUAUCCGCCGCUUUAAGUCCUCUAAGUUCGGCUGCCGGGACCCAGUGAGAACCUGUUUUGAGUCAUUCCCGGACAAGGUUGCCAUUCAACUGAAUGACACCCACCCGGCCCUCGCCAUCCCUGAGCUCAUGCGGAUCCUGGUAGAUGUGGAGAAAGUGGACUGGGACAAGGCCUGGGAAAUCACGAAGAACACUUGUGCAUACACCAACCAUACUGUGCUGCCAGAGGCCUUGGAGCGCUGGCCUGUGUCCAUGUUUGAGAAACUACUACCACGGCACCUGGAGAUCAUUUAUGCCAUUAACCAGAGGCAUCUGGACCAUGUGGCUUCCCUGUUUCCUGGAGAUGUGGACCGCCUGCGGAGGAUGUCUGUGAUUGAGGAAGGAGACUGCAAGCGGAUUAACAUGGCCCACCUGUGUGUGAUUGGGUCCCAUGCUGUCAAUGGUGUGGCGAGGAUCCACUCAGAGAUCGUGAAGCAGUCAGUUUUCAAGGAUUUUUAUGAGCUGGAGCCAGAGAAGUUCCAGAAUAAGACAAAUGGCAUCACGCCCCGACGGUGGCUGCUACUCUGUAACCCAGGGCUGGCUGACACCAUUGUGGAGAAAAUCGGGGAGGGUUUCCUGACCGACCUGAGCCAGCUGAGGAAGCUGCUGCCCUUCGCCAGUGACGAGGCGCUCAUCAGAGACGUGGCCAAGGCCAAGCAGGAAAAUAAGUUGAAGUUCUCUGCCUUCCUGGAGAAGGAGUACAGGGUGAGAAUCAACCCUUCCUCCAUGUUCGACGUCCAUGUGAAGAGGAUCCACGAGUAUAAGCGGCAGCUGCUGAACUGCUUGCACAUCAUCACCCUGUACAACCGAAUAAAGAAGGACCCUGCCAAGGCCUUUGUGCCCAGGACUGUCAUGAUCGGAGGCAAGGCAGCCCCUGGUUACCACAUGGCCAAGAUGAUCAUCAAGCUGGUCACGUCCAUCAGUGAUGUUGUCAACCACGAUCCAAUUGUGGGCGACAGGCUCAAAGUGAUCUUCCUAGAGAACUACCGAGUGUCGUUGGCCGAAAAAGUGAUCCCUGCUGCUGACCUGUCACAGCAGAUCUCCACUGCGGGCACUGAGGCCUCGGGCACAGGCAACAUGAAGUUCAUGCUCAAUGGGGCCCUCACCAUCGGCACCAUGGAUGGUGCCAACGUGGAGAUGGCUGAGGAAGCUGGGGCCGAGAACCUCUUCAUCUUUGGCCUGCAGGUGGAAGAUAUCGAGGCCCUAGACCAGAAAGGGUACCAUGCCCAAGAGUACUAUGACCGUCUGCCAGAGCUGAGACAGGCUGUGGACCAGAUCAGCAGUGGCUUCUUCUCUCCCAAGGAGCCAGACUGCUUCAAGGAUGUUGUCAAUAUGCUGAUGAACCAUGACAGGUUCAAGGUUUUUGCAGAUUAUGAAGCAUACAUGGCAUGCCAGGCCCAGGUGGACCAGCUGUACCAGAAUCCCAAGGAGUGGACCAAGAAGGUCAUCAAGAACAUUGCCUGCUCGGGCAAGUUCUCCAGUGACCGGACCAUCACGGAGUACGCCCGGGACAUUUGGGGUGUGGAGCCCUGUGACCUGCAGAUCCCACCCCCCAACCUCCCCAAAGACUAGGUACUAGCACAGUGGGGACCAGUAGGCUUUUGUUUUCUUGUUGACUGUACCUCAUGCCAUUUUCUAAGCACUUAGCCAGCAGCCAGUGGUCCCUGCUUUUUUUAGUGCUGUGUUCAGGGUGGGAUAUGGGGAUUAUGGUAGUAGUUUAGGAUUGAGAAAGUGCAGGGAUGGAUGGACAAGGAAGGAAAAGUGCUAAGAGUGAGAUGCUGCCUGGUCUGUGGUAGGAAAGCAGAGCUCACAGCACUGACUAGCGGGCCCCACAGCUGUAGCCCACCAUCCCCACAGAACUGGGGAAGGUGGAGCUGCCUGCUAAGCUCUUCUGAGACCUUACAGACACCUUGUUGGGAGCUUGUUUUAAGUUUUGAACCUCUGGAUCCUGGGGUCUGGGCAAAUGGCCAUGGCAAAGCCUGGAGAAGUGUGUUUCUGCAGCACUUGGGUGGCCCCUCAAGUCAUCCCUGGCCCAGCUCUGCCUCCUAGCAUUGCUGGGAGGGUCCAAUGCUCCAGAUCGUGUCUUUACAGCUGCCCUGGGGAUGCUCUGACCCAGGGCUUCUGCACUGAUCAGAUAAAGGGGCCCCAGGAUGACUAAGGGCGACAUUGGGGAAGACACCUGUGUCUAGGCUUUAAGGGGCUUUGGUUAGGAUAACACUGGCUGACAAAAAGUUAGCUUCACAAGGAAAUGAAACUAACUGAAGCUUUUUUUUGUUUUAGCAACUAAAAAUUAUACUUUUGGAAUUUCAAAUCAGAGGAAGGAAUUCUGGUUUUUUCACCUGGCUGUGGGGGCUUGGGGCAGGGUCGCUGCCUCUGCUGAGGGAGGCUGGAUGCCCAGCCCCUGCUGCAGACCUGCACCCUGUGCCCUUGCUCUGUUCUGGAGGGUUCAUUUUCUGUCUUACACACAAGGCUGGCCUCCCUUCUCCCUCCUUUUCCACCAGUGCGACAACCUGCUCUGGAAAAGGACUGAGUGGGCCCAGAGGACAGCCCACUUUCCACUCUGCCCGGACAGCAGGCUGGUACCAGGAAGGGCGAGUGAGCUCCUCAGCUGCCCAGAGGGGAGAGCAAGGAGCACCAGGUGGCACCCUUCAUCAUGGGGUAAUUGGCGAUGUUGGACAGAAGUGCCCUUCCAGGGGCUCUGCCUCCUUGCAUACUGCGUCUGGGCAUCACAGGCUCUGCCCUCAUCCCUGACUGUUCACAGAAUCAGGCCAUGAAGGACUUGCUUAAGUACACACUUUACCAAAGCCACUGGGCUCUGUGGUUGCACCCCCAACACCCUCCGCUCUCCAAUCCCUUAGGCUGUGUGUGACCGUCACUGUGCCAUUCGCUGUUACUGCCCAUUGUUUGAGAAACUGAUUAAACCUUCUUGCCCAUGCUUGGUUGA